This is a messenger RNA of Trypanosoma grayi, 1662 nucleotides long. RefSeq names its product putative CAS1 domain-containing protein 1-like isoform X2. Gene Ontology annotation, biological process: plant-type secondary cell wall biogenesis; xyloglucan metabolic process; xylan biosynthetic process. Bases 1 to 1662 code for a protein of 553 amino acids. The record is from RefSeq and is a predicted model, not a curated record. The transcript has a single exon. Gene Ontology annotation, molecular function: acetyltransferase activity. NCBI's taxonomy places the organism in Eukaryota, Euglenozoa, Kinetoplastea, Trypanosomatida, Trypanosomatidae. Gene Ontology annotation, cellular component: Golgi apparatus.
AUGGUGGAAAAGAGUGAAGAGGUGCAUUUGCUGGAUAACACACAGCGUUCGAUUCUGGGCACGUGGCGCUCGUUGUGUGCCAAAUCUAAGUGUGUUUUGGCGAUUCUGUUUGUCGGGUCAAUGUUGGUGGCUCUUGGUUUCGCUGCUGUGGUUAACGUUGCAACCGAUACAUUUACUACUGGGCCUCUUUCUGGCGGACAGAUCAUGGCUUUUGUCCUCUGCACAUUUGUUAUGGCUUGGGCUUUGGCCGAUACCGUCGCUUUACAGUUGUUUCAUGUAAAUCUGAUUUCGCUUGGCAGCGAAUCCCGGGCAAGGCUGCGAAGUGGGGCUGAAUUCUGUAUGUACCUUUUUCUCAUGUUCUUCUGUGAUCGUACAUCACUUUUGCCGAGAAUGAAAAAAUGGUACACGCCAGAUUCCUUCUGGUUCAUGUGGAUCACCUUGGUGGCGGCUUCAUUGUGCACACUCACUAAAGUAAAAAAUCCACCUUCCAUUGUUGUUAAUGGGCAUGGCACAGCGGAGCUUUACCAUGUUCCACCUUUGACACGCACCCAGACAGAGGAAUGGAAAGGGUGGAUGCAAGUACUAUUUUUGUGGUACCAUUACUUUCACAAUGUUAGUAUAUACAAUAGUAUUCGACUUUUUAUCGCCGCUUAUGUUUGGAUGACUGGAUUUGGAAACUUUUCGUACUAUUAUGUGCGCAAAGAUUUUUCAUUAAGUCGUUUUUGUGAAACGCAAUGGCGGCUUAACUUCCUCGUUACCGCGACAUGUGCAGUUCUGGGAAAUCAGUAUAUGCUGUACUACAUAUGCCCUCUUCAUACACUCUUUACACUUUUUAUUUACGGAAGCCUUGCUUGUUUCCAAGAUAUGAACCGGAGCAAUAGAGGAGUGUGUAUAAAAGUCUGUGGACUUUUUGUUGUGUGUUUUUUGCUUUGGGAUAUUUCAGAAGAGAUAUUUUAUGUAUUGUGGUUUCCCUUUAAGUGGUUAUUACGUUAUGAUGAUCCGUAUCGCCCUGGUCGGGACGUGAUGUCGGAGUGGUUUUUUCGAACUUUCCUCGACCAUUACAUAUGGAUAUAUGGCAUGAUAUGUGCAUACUGCCACCCAAAAUGUGAUGGCUGGUUGAAACGGCUCGAUGAAAUGCCAAGACACAUUAGUUGGUUGGUUAAAUCUGUGAUUGUUUGCAUUGCUUUAGUUAUUGGGUAUGUGUAUGUCAAUGCCGUUUAUCUUCUUCCCAAGGCAAAGUACAACAGGGUACAUCCAUACACUUCGCUUAUUCCUAUCACUAUUUAUAUUGUUUUGCGGAAUAUUUUUAUGCGUGGGAGGAUGUACCACAGUGAGCUUUUUGCAACCUUAGGAAAAGUUACCCUUGAGUCUUACAUCUCUCAGUUUCACCUGUGGAUGGCCACAACGGGAUUGAAUGGAAGUCCAAAGUUGCUUCUUCGAAUAGUGCCAGAAGAAUAUCCAAUGGUGAACUUUGCCCUUACAUCCAUAGUUCUUUGUGUGGUAUCAUUUCGUUUGUUCGCCACAACAAAUGUGACGCGCACAUUUUUUAUACCUCCGAAAGCUUCUUCGUCUGUGCUCAAAAAUAAUAUUGCAACAGUGGGAAUUUUUAUGUUGUUGUUGUACAUUGUUUCUUGUUGCAUGCAGUUCGCGACAGCGAGAUAG